This is a messenger RNA of Orcinus orca (killer whale), 4602 nucleotides long. RefSeq names its product tripartite motif containing 46 (gene TRIM46). NCBI's taxonomy places the organism in Eukaryota, Metazoa, Chordata, Mammalia, Artiodactyla, Delphinidae. Bases 368 to 2725 code for a protein of 785 amino acids. The record is from RefSeq and is a predicted model, not a curated record. The transcript is spliced from 10 exons. Gene Ontology annotation, molecular function: protein binding; zinc ion binding.
GCGGGUGAUGGCAGAAAGGACUGGGAGGGUCGGGAUGCAGGUAUGAGAGGGUAAUCCCGGGGGCAGCCGGGAGGUGAAUGCCGUGAAGGCGUCCAUCCGCUGGGGUGUGAGGAACAUGUAGCUACCCGGACGCAGCGGGUGGCUUGGGGUAGCCUCCAGCCGUGCACCGGGGCUGGGGCUGCAGGGCAACGGGGCUAUGCUAUGAGGAGGGGGCGUGAGUGAGCUUGGAUAUAUUCCAAGAAAACUGAGGACAGGUGGGGGGGCGAGGAAAGGGCAGCCCCACGGUGCAGUUCCCAAUUUGAGCCCCUCCGCAAGACCCCACCCCACUGCACCCCCACUCAGGGCUGCCUCUGAGCCUUCGGUUGUCAUGGCAACCCGGGCCCGGCUCUCCCAGGGGCGGUGCCAGCUUUGCUCCCCCCAACCACUUCCUUCCCCCUCCCUCCGUGUCCCUCCCUCCUUUGUGUCAGCUGCGCCCCUGACCGGGAUGGCUGCGAAGAGAGGGACCAAGACGAGCAUGAAGAACAUGGAGAAGGAACUGCUGUGCCCAGUGUGUCAAGAGAUGUACAAGCAGCCACUGGUGCUGCCCUGUACCCACAAUGUAUGCCAGGCCUGUGCCCGGGAGGUGCUGGGCCAGCAGGGCUACGUAGGCCAUGGUGGGGACCCCAGCUCUGAGCCCACCUCUCCUGCCUCCACCCCUUCUACCCGAAGUCCCCGCCUCUCCCGCAGAACUCUCCCCAAGCCAGACCGCUUGGACCGACUGCUUAAGUCAGGCUUUGGGACAUACCCCGGGCGGAAGCGAGGUGCUCUGCACCCUCAGGUGAUCAUGUUUCCGUGCCCAGCCUGCCAGGGCGAUGUGGAGCUGGGGGAGCGGGGCUUGGCAGGGCUGUUCCGGAACCUGACCCUGGAGCGUGUGGUGGAGCGGUACCGCCAGAGUGUGAGUGUGGGUGGCGCCAUCCUGUGCCAGCUGUGCAAGCCCCCGCCACUAGAGGCCACCAAGGGCUGCACUGAGUGCCGCGCCACCUUCUGCAACGAAUGCUUCAAGCUCUUCCACCCCUGGGGCACCCAGAAGGCCCAACAUGAGCCCACCCUGCCCACCCUCUCCUUCCGCCCCAAGGGCCUGAUGUGCCCAGAUCACAAAGAAGAGGUGACCCACUACUGCAAGACCUGCCAACGACUGGUAUGCCAACUUUGCCGUGUGCGACGCACCCACAGCGGCCACAAGAUCACACCUGUGCUCAGUGCCUACCAGGCCCUCAAGGACAAGCUGACAAAGAGCCUGACAUACAUCCUGGGAAACCAGGACACAGUACAGACCCAGAUCUGUGAGCUGGAGGAGACCGUGAGGCACACUGAGGUGAGUGGUCAGCAGGCCAAGGAGGAGGUGUCCCAGCUGGUGCGGGGGCUGGGGGCUGUGCUGGAGGAGAGGCGGGCAUCGCUGCUUCAGGCCAUUGAGGAGUGCCAGCAGGAGCGGCUGGCCCGUCUCAGCGCCCAGAUCCAGGAGCACCGGAGCCUGCUGGAUGGCUCAGGUCUGGUGGGCUACGCUCAGGAGGUGCUUAAGGAAACAGACCAGCCUUGCUUUGUGCAAGCAGCUAAACAGCUGCACAACAGGAUUGCCCGAGCUACGGAGGCCCUCCAGAUGUUCCGGCCAGCUGCCAGCUCCUCCUUCCGCCAUUGCCAGCUGGACGUGGGGCGUGAGAUGAAGCUGCUGACAGAGCUUAACUUCCUGCGAGUGCCCGAGGCUCCGGUCAUUGACACCCAGCGCACCUUUGCCUACGACCAGAUCUUCCUGUGCUGGCGGCUGCCCCCCCACUCACCACCUGCCUGGCACUACACCAUUGAGUUCCGGCGCACGGAUGUGCCGGCCCAGUCGGGCCCCACCCGCUGGCAGCGGCGGGAAGAGGUGAGGGGCACCAGCGCCCUGCUUGAGAACCCUGACACAGGCUCUGUGUACGUGCUGCGUGUCCGUGGCUGCAACAAGGCCGGCUACGGCGAGUACAGUGAAGAUGUGCACCUGCACACGCCCCCAGCGCCCGUCCUGCACUUCUUCCUCGAUGGCCGCUGGGGCACAAGCCGAGAGCGGCUGGCCAUCAGCAAGGACCAGCGAGCGGUGCGGAGUGUUCCAGGGCUGCCCCUGCUGCUGGCUGCUGAGCGGCUACUGACGGGCUGCCACCUGAGCGUGGAUGUGGUCCUGGGCGAUGUGGCUGUGACCCAGGGCCGCAGCUACUGGGCCUGCGCCGUAGACCCAGCCUCCUACUUGGUGAAGGUGGGCGUCGGGCUGGAGAGCAAGCUUCAGGAAAGCUUCCAGGGUGCCCCCGAUGUGAUCAGCCCCAGGUACGACCCGGACAGUGGGCAUGACAGCGGUGCCGAGGAUGCCACAGUGGAGGCGUCGCCACCCUUCGCUUUCCUAACCAUUGGCAUGGGCAAGAUCCUGCUGGGGGCUGGGGCCAGCUCAAAUGCAGGGCUGACAGGGAGGGAUGGCCCGGCGGCCAGCUGCACAGUGCCCCUGCCGCCCCGCCUGGGCAUCUGCCUGGACUACGAGCGGGGUCGGGUUUCCUUCCUGGAUGCUGUGUCCUUCCGAGGGCUCCUGGAGUGCCCCCUGGACUGCUCGGGACCUGUGUGCCCUGCCUUUUGUUUUAUUGGGGGUGGUGCAGUACAGCUACAGGAGCCCGUGGGCACUAAGCCCGAGAGGAAGGUCACCAUUGGGGGCUUUGCCAAGCUGGACUGACCCUUCCGGGCCUCUCCUGGGCCCUGGCCUUCCAAGCCUCCUGAAGCUGGGUUAUUCCUCCCGAAGCUUCUCCCUCAAACUCUUCCUGCCAUGUGGUCCUGUCCCUUCCCCUAUGUCUGUGUCUUCCCAGGGCCUUCUCUUGACCAAGGGACUCUUCUCUGCUCGCCUCUCUGGAUGUCCCCCAUUCUCUCCACUGCCUGUUAAUCCAGGCUCCCACUCCCAUGUCUGCCCCAUGACCUGCCCUUGGCAUCUUACCCGAGUCAUGGAGACAGCCCCUUCCCCAUCCCUGCCCUGUGCUCCUCCCCAGGCUGAUUGGGAGGGAAGGCACCUGGAACACUGGGCAUGCUCCCCAGCUCUGCCCUCUGCCCUGCCAAGCUCCCUGACUCAUCCAUGCUGAACUACAGCUUUGGGGCGUGCAGGCUUUUUGGCUGGACACUGCCCAGGCACUCCCUGGUGAGGGGAAAGGGACCCUAUCAUCCUGCUUUAUUUAUUUGGGUCCCUGUACCCCCAGCCGCAUGCCUCUUAACUCCCUCUUGCAUGCUUUACCUGUCCUGCACCCACGCCAACGUGCCAAGUCUCCCUUGGGGAGCCAGCUGAGGUUGAGUGUCCCCAUUGGGUUGGGCCUGGCAAGGCCUCUGGUGCCCGCUGUUGCCUCCCCCUGCGGUGAGCACUGCUAGGCCUAUGUCAAGCAACAGCUGUUAUUUUCAUGGUUUAUAAACAAUAAACUGUGAUGCCAGGCCUUCCUGUGAUGUCUUUGCCUUCCCUGAGCCCAUUCCUCUUAGUUUCUGUGUUGGACGUGGCAGGCGGGGCGGGGCGGGGGGGGGGGAAUCGAGGGUUCCCUGCUAUAACUCAGAGCAGGGGUGCACGGUGGAUCUGGCGCAUGAGGGAAGGAGGUCCCCAAGCCCGUCGCUUCCCCGCCUUCUGCCACACCUGUACCCAGCCCAGGCCCGAGCCAAUCGUGGCCGCCAGGGGGCGCCUCGCUCCGGUGGCUGUUUGCGUCAGCCCCGCGACGGGGCGUCCGGGCGGCGGCGCCAGGCUCUGUGGGAAUGCGAUUGAGGGGGCGGGCCCCGUGCCUGGGCCCAAAGGGAUCAGGGAACCAGAACGACUUCCCCAUUCCCGGGGUGCUGGGUAGCCAACCCCAGAGCCAGAGACGGGCGGAGCGGCCAGGGAGGGGCCCAGGUCCGGUGCCAGUCCCCGGAUAUUACAUGGAGCUUUAUCGUGGCCCUGUUGACUCUGCAGCUGUUAUCGCCGCCCGAGGACUUACUUCACACCCGGACAGCUAAGAAUAGAGCCGCCUGGGGGCACCGCGCCCAGGGGAGAGGAGGGCGCGGGAGUGAAAACCAGGCCCGAGGAAAAGGGAGAGCCACGGGCGGGCGUGCGGGCGGAGCCGGGUCACGCUGGCUGACGGAGCCGCUGGGUUUCGUUUCCUCCUUCCUCUUGCGCCGCCAGCCAUGUAGGAGAGGUGACAGGUGACUCGAGUUCUUCCACCAAGCACUCCUGCGCCCCGAUGUCACCUACUUCUCAAGUGAACCCCGCUCCCUCUGGCCUUCUUUCCUCCCUCUCCUUUCCCAAGGUCUCUUCCAGACCCCCUCACACACAUUUUGACAGCCCCUCUAUCAACAGGUCACAGAAGACAGAUCAAAAGUUGGCGUGGCGGUUGGGCUUCCCUGGUGGCGCAGUGGUUGAGAGUCCGCCUGCUGAUGCAGGGGACACGGGUUCGUGCCCCGGGCCGGGAAGAUCCCACAUGCCGCGGAGCGGCUGGGCCCGUGAGCCAUGGCCGCUGAGCCUGCGCGUCCGGAGCCUGUGCUCCGCAACGGGAGAGGCCACAGCAGUGAGAGGCCCGCGUACCGCAAAAAAAAAAAAAAAAAAAAAAGUUG